This is a messenger RNA of Ruditapes philippinarum (Manila clam), 4798 nucleotides long. Its product is annotated as protein Wnt-16-like. NCBI's taxonomy places the organism in Eukaryota, Metazoa, Mollusca, Bivalvia, Venerida, Veneridae. Gene Ontology annotation, cellular component: extracellular region. The transcript is spliced from 4 exons. The record is from RefSeq and is a predicted model, not a curated record. Gene Ontology annotation, biological process: neuron differentiation; canonical Wnt signaling pathway; multicellular organism development. The coding region runs from base 377 to 1453 and encodes 358 amino acids. Gene Ontology annotation, molecular function: frizzled binding; cytokine activity.
ACUUCGUAACCAAUCAAUAACUCUGACACAAAAUCUAGUCGGGCUAUGUAUAAAACAUUUUCCCUAUUUCGCCACCGAUGAUCAGUAUCGCAAAGUGAUAAGUUGAUGUAAAAGUCCUCAUGUUCUGCUCGGAUACAUCCAGGCGCUUGAUAACACAGACUUAUGUUCAAAGAUGGUUUCAGUGCACCAAUCAGUUGUCGAAUGUGUUACAAUAAUAGCGGAUCGAUGACAAACUUUAAAAAGAACUGAAUUUAAAAAAAAAAUGUUAAAGUUUGCUUUGAAUGAUUUUGAUUGUUAAACGAUACAUGGAAUAUUUUUCUUUUAAAGUUUAGAAAGUUAGUUUUCUAGUGUUUCAUUGGAAUGUAUCUUAUUCAGAAUGGAUGGGCUAUUUCGCGGAUUAAUGUUGUGGCUUAAAGUCGCCAUAAUAUGUGGAUUAACUUUAUCUUCAGAGGUUCAGGCUAAUUGGAUGUACCUGGGAAUCUCCGCUGUGGGUACGAACAUUAUACAGGACGAUACUUGCGCUGAGGUUCCCGGCUUAGUGUCACCGCAAAUUGAAGUGUGCAAAAACAAUCCAGAGUCUUUGUUAUGUAUAAGCGAUGGUGCCCGGAUUGGUAUCUCGGAAUGUAAAUUUCAGUUCAGAAAUGAACGCUGGAACUGCACGACAAAUACAAACUACACUGUGUUCGGAGAUGUUCUAAGAAAAGGUACACGAGAAACGGCGUUCAUUUACGCCAUUUUGAGUGCUGGAGUGGUACACGCAACAACGAAAUCUUGUAGCGCGGGAAAUUUAACUGAGUGUUCUUGUGAUAUGGCUCAUUAUGGGGAGCAUGACGUCGACGGCUGGAAGUGGGGUGGUUGUAGUGACAAUAUACAGUAUGGUCUGUGGUUCAGUAAGACUUUUGUGGACGCCCCUGAAGUUAUGACUCAAGAAAGUGGAAGAAACAUAAGAAAUACAAUGAAUCUGCAUAAUAACGAAGCAGGUAGAAAAAUCGCAGAGAAUGCAAUGUCUCUGAAAUGUCGCUGCCAUGGAGUUUCCGGAUCAUGCGCAGUAAAGACAUGCUGGCGAAGCCUUCCGUCAUUUCGUGAAAUAGGGGACUCUUUAAAACUCAAAUACGAAAGGUCUGUUCCAAUAGCUCGUCGGUCAAAGCGUCGACCACGGCGUAAAGGGAAGACAAAACGCCGACAACCAAUCAAAUCUGAUGACUUAAUCUAUGUUCAUAAAUCACCAAAUUAUUGUCGCCCAAAUGUGAAAAAGGGUAUAUUGGGCACAACGGGGCGUUUAUGUAACAAAACUUCAACAGGGAGUGACAGUUGCGAUUUGUUGUGCUGUGGACGUGGGUAUAAUACACAAGUGGUCACAUAUGUGUCACGUUGUCACUGUAAAUUCAUAUGGUGUUGUCACGUUCAAUGUAAAACUUGUGAAACAAUGAUAGAAAAGCACACAUGUAAGUGAAAACUGCGUCUGUAAUUUAUGGUACAGGGGAGAUAAUCGCUAGGAGGAGAGAGGAGCACAGUAUAUUCUCGUGGUCAGUAACAAAUCAGUGUAACAGAGGAUAUUAUAUUUCUAAACUACUUUGAACUUCCGUCAACGAUGUACAGUAAAAUGUCGUCUGGGUUCCCAGACAGAGAACGCAUCAACGAGGGAGUGUGUAAACAUUGUUCAUGUACAUACAUACAUACUGUUUGUGUAUAUAUCAGCGUACUUUUCAUGUACAUUUUGUAUCAAACAUUAACUGAUACUUUUUAACUAUACAUAUUGCGAUAAUGGGAACUGUAAAAAUGUUCAGAUUUUGGUAUCAGAAAAAAUGUGACAAGAUAAAAAGGAAGAAUAUACUGAGUGUAAAAAGGAUUGCCAACUUAUUAUACGCAAUGUUAAUUUUUAUGCAAGGACUUAGAUUUGUACGUCACAUUGUGCUCUAUGCAUGCAUUGAGCAUACUAUGAUAUAUCAUGUACAUACAAACAUGUACAUUGAAUGCUCAUAAGUUAACUAUAAAUCUAGUAUAUAAAACAUGGGAAAGAUACUUCUAGAAUUUCUUGUGAAUGUGGAUUGAACUUCUGACCCAGCCAAACCGUAAAUACAGAAUGACAUAUUAUCACACAAUUAAACUUAACAUGAGCUAGUUUGAAGAAAUUUAUCAUAUUUCAGUUUGUAAAAUACACGCUAGACAUAAUUUAUGCAAAUAUUUUCACGUUUCUUCUAAAUGAGAAUGUAACAGAUGGGGGCGGGGUCUGGUUUGAAAAUGGCAUCGUGCUAUGAAAAGCUCUAGAUAUUAUUUUCUGACUUGAUAGAAUGAAAACCUAUUGUUGCCACGUUUAAUGUUAAAAAAUUACUUUAAAGCAACAUAUGACCUAUUAGAAAAAUCUAAAAAACGGUAGCACGGGAAACUUCACAAUUUUAAGCUGCAUGCCUCCAGAUGAGCCGAAAUAUUUCAAGAAAAUCAAUCUUGAGAAAAAUGUACCUAGAUCUUAAGAAAAGUCAAAAUAUUUACAAUUUUAAGGAAAAAAACAUGUUCUAUGCAAUGAAUGACUGUUUUGCAGUAUCUAUCUUAAUAUUUUUGCCGCGUUACUAACGCAGUAAGUGCUAUUUUUGCAUAUUCUGACCAGUUUCGGCAAUUUCCAUAGAUUUCAAUAGCCGUUGGCAAUGUAAAAAUUAUUUCUUUGUUCACUUGACAAUAUUUUACUAUUUAAUACAUUUUAAAAAUGCUCACUAAAAUUAGCAUGAUUCUGGAAGUAUGCUGUUUUAAGUGAAUGCGCCACAAGAUAAAAGGAGUUCAUACGUUUCGAAAGAUAGUCUGCAGUACUUUAAAAUUCAUGAACUAUUUAAAUCUGCUAAUUUCACAUGUUAUUAGAAUAAAUAUAAAGAUAUAGAUCCUCAUGAUAUGGAUAAUACAUUUUUUUUAUAUUUUUGCGUUGUUAAAUGACAUUUGUUUAUGUGUUGUAUCAAUGAACUGUGUUAGUUUAUGUGUUGUAAAUGUUUGAAUAUUUUCUGCUGAUUCAACGACGUACCUCGUGUCCGGAAUGUACAUAUUUAAAAAGGGGGUUGCUUGAUUGAUAAUUAUAUAUUUUGUUUUCAAUAACAAGUUCGAACAAAAAAAGGUAAAAUUUCAGUAUUUAAUCGAAUAAAAUCACCACCAAAAGAUGUUUUUUAAAACUGAAUGUAUUUUUUAAGAUAAUAAAGUCUCAAAAGUUUUGGGAUAUGAUAAAUUAACAUUGUAAUUGUCGUCUGAUUUCAUUAUGUUUUUGUCUUUUAUUGCAGUAUCUCAAAACAAAUAAAGGUAGCAUAACAAUCAAUGCUACCUGUUAAAAUAAUUUAAAACUUCAACAUUCGAACUAAAAUAUAUUUGAAGCAGAAAAAAUAAACUUUUUCUAGGAACGAAGGACAUAUUUUUUAUCAAAUGAACAAGCCCCUUAAAUACAGUGUGCAUUAUUUUGUAUAUAGUUGAUAGUAAAUGUACAAUAUAUAUUAUAUAAACAUUAUGUUGGUCAAUGUUUGUAUAGGUCCGGCUUGAAUCUUUAAUUUUUUCCUAUUAAUGUAUGUUAUCAAAUUAUAUUACAAUACAUACUGUUGUAUUUGAAACACAUACAAUGUUUCAAAACGCCUCAAAUAAAUGCUCGGAAGUUCACUUUAUUUUCCCUUUAUAAAUAAUUCUUAAUAAUGCGUGUUACGCCAAAUUGGUCAAUUUCAUCGAGAGAAAAAAUCUGGAAAGUGAUCCCUCGGAAACAUUAAUCUCAACAAAAUUACAUGAAAAUUGCAGACUCGGUUUGAUUGAGUCUGUACAUGAUGGAUAAUGAAUAAGUGCAACAUCCCUCACGCCCCCUAGCACCGGCUUGAGCGGUACUCAAUUCUCAACACUUAAAAGUGCUGGCAUCAAUGAUUCCGAAGGCACAGAAAAGAUAACAACACUGAAGUGCAGUAUGGGCAACUUUUUACUGGUUAACAUUAACCAAUUUAGGAAACAAAGUAAAACAUUUUAAAUGUAUUUUUGUCUCUUGUUGUUGAAUUCUAGGAUGAAAUUAAAAGUAAUCCUGAGUUCAUAGAUUGUAAAUGGCAGCACAAACAUAAUACUGAUUUUUGUUAUUCCUUAUGAUGUCUGAAUCUAUUCAAAUUGAUUAUUAGUUGGUUUAAACAUAUUUAUUUAAGCUCAAUUGCGAAACAAGUUCUUGCAACUUAUAUUAAUCACUUUCGAGUCCGCUUCCUGGUACCAACCAGUACUGGUGUCAUAUGAAGAAACAUGGCCGUGACCCGUGUAGGGUUCGAACCCAUGGCCUCUGGGUUGAGAGGCAGACAUCUAACCAGCUAGUACACCGAUUAUUAGUUAUGAUACAGUAUGACUUCUGCAGAGCCACACCCUUUGUGAGACAAAUAGAUUGGUUUCUGCUUAGAGUAGUUGCUCUACAGAGGUAAAAUGGCGUGGUAAUCUUUACUUUGGGAAGAAAUUAUAUUGUUGUUGUAAAGAGGUAGUUGUUUAACAGAGGGUGCUCUACAGCGGUUUCACUGGUUUUGUUAAGAUAAUUAAUCCACUUUGAGCCGAUGUCAGACAUAAAAAGUACAAUUAUACAAGUUUAAAUAAAAUAAAAUAGUCAUGUUGUUAACAGUUAUUUCCUUCUAAAUAUUUAAAUUCUAAUUUUUCGUUGUCACAAUGUAACUUUCAAUAAAAGAAAAUAGCUAUUGACAUUUUUAAUUCUAUUUUGAAAAAGAGAAUCCUUGUUAUCAAUUCACUAUUAUAUUACUUGUUUUUAAUACAAUGUAACGCAAAUAUAUUAAAAACAUGUUAACAAUAAACGUUGAGAAAGUAA